AUGGGUAAUAAUUGCACUGGUUAAUGUGCAGGGUGUUACAAAAGGGAUAUUGAAAUAUUAAAAAGCGAGUAGCAUUAAAUAUUAUCAGAAAAACCUUAUGAAACUUUAAGCAGAAAAAGUUCUAAAAAUGUUUUAUAAGAUGCUAUCCCUUUGGGCAGCAUAUAUGAGAUCAAUAUUAAACCCAUCACUAAAAGUGUUGUAGAUAUUGUUGGAGACAAAUCAAGAAAAACAAAGGCUGUUAUUAAAAUUUAAUCUUAUUGGAAGGGGUAUUUAGUUAGGAAAAAACUUCCUUAUAGAAUCAAUAUCAAAACUAGCGUUGAAACUGAAGGAAGUAGAACAACUGGCAGUUACUUUGAAAGGUUAUGCAAUGAAUCAAAUUUAAAAAAACUAGCCAAAAUGUACAUUGGAUAAUGGCUGGGUAAAGAGAGACAUGGAAAAGGAAUACAGACUUGGUCAGAUGGAGCCCUAUAUGAUGGUGAAUGGUAACAUAAUAAGGCUUAUGGUAAAGGAAUAUUUCGACAUGCUGAUAAAAUUGAAUAUGAAGGAGAAUGGAAAUAAAGCAAAGCCUGUGGUUUUGGUAUAAUGAGAUCCCAGAAUGGAGCUUAUUAUGAAGGAGAAUGGGAAGAUGAUCUAUAGCAUGGGUAUGGUAAAGAAUAGUGGGCGGAUGGUUCUAUGUAUGAAGGUCAAUACUAUAAGGGUUUAAAGCAUGGAAAAGGCAAAUAUGUUUGGAAGGAUAAAAGUUAUUAUGAAGGAGAGUGGCAGAAUAAUAAAAUUCAUGGAUUGGGAGCUUAUCAUUGGAUUGAUGGAAGAGGUUACAUAGGAGAAUGGAAGAAUGGAAUGAUGAAUGGACAUGGAGAAUAUAGCUGGAGUGAUGGAAGAAAGUAUGUUGGAGAAUACCUAAAUGAUUAAAAGCAUGGAUAUGGAGAAUACAAGUGGAUAGAUGGUAAGGAGUUUAGAGGAAUGUGGGAGAAGGGUGUUUAGCAUGGAGAAGGGGUUUAUGUGACAAUUGAUGGUAGAACUAAAAGAGGAAUGUGGUCGGAAGGCAAGUUAGUUUAAUGGAUGAAAUGA
Messenger RNA from Paramecium tetraurelia, 1068 nucleotides. RefSeq lists its product as uncharacterized. NCBI's taxonomy places the organism in Eukaryota, Ciliophora, Oligohymenophorea, Peniculida, Parameciidae. The record is from RefSeq and is a predicted model, not a curated record. Gene Ontology annotation, molecular function: protein binding. The transcript has 3 exons.